AUGUACAUCACCCUCUACUACAUAGUCACCCGGCUCCUUGACUCUCUUCGCGUAGUCAGGGACCACUUCCUCUCAGUUUGCCCCACCACUCUCAACGUUGACCUCCUCGAGAAGGGCCUCCUAGCAACAGAGAAGAGCAUCGUCGCUGUAGGAGCCUCUCGUGGUGACCCUCGCACCCCCGUCUUUGAGGGGUGUUCUCCCUCCCCCCUCUUGACCUCUGUUGCUUCUGCUGCUGCGGCCGACCUCGUUGGUUUCGAGUCGGUCGCCGCUGCGUCUGCCCCUAGCGGGAGACACCGCACCGGCAAGGGCAAGGGGGGCAAGGGCGCAGGAGGGGCUGGCGGGGGCGGUGGAGGUGGUGGUGGAGGCAGUGGAGGGGGUGGGGGUGGUGGUGGAAGUGGUGGCGGGGGUGGCGGCGGCGGCGGCAGCAGUGGAGGCCCGGAGGAGGCGGCGGUGGUGGCGGAGGGAGCGGAGGCGGCGGAGGUGGCGGAGGAGGAAGAGGUGGAGGAGGCGGCGGAGGCGGCGGCGGCGGCGGUGGUGGAGCGGAUCGCGACUCUGCGCAGAGGAGUGGCUCAGCCCGGUGGGGGUUUUGGUCCCUGCUCUUAUGUUCUCCGUACCGGCGACUGCACUGGUGAGCAGUGCGGGGGUCCGCACUCCACCCAGCGCUGCAUCGGUCGCCUGACGGAUGCGUGGCGUUGCCAAUUCCUUGAGACGUCAGAGAUCCCUCGCUGGGGAGAUCUGUCUAGGUCGGGGAUUGCCAUCUUUGAUCUUGACUGUGAUGCUAUCCUUGCUGCCAUGUAUUCUGUGACUACUAGUGUUGAGGGUGACUGUUACCUGUGUGUACCGCCUGAUCCGGGCAUUGAGGCCACUGCUCUAGGUGCUGGUGAGGCUGCUGCUCUAGGUGCUAGUGCGUCUGCUAGCCCAGGUGCUAGUGCGUCUGCUGCCCUAGGUGCUGGUGAGUCUGCUCUCUCAGGUACUACACCGCACCACUCUUACGCCGCUCAGUCAGCCGGUUGCAGUCUCCCUGGCGGACCCCUCUGGGGGUCCUGA
Messenger RNA from Closterium sp. NIES-65, 1047 nucleotides. NCBI's taxonomy places the organism in Eukaryota, Viridiplantae, Streptophyta, Zygnematophyceae, Desmidiales, Closteriaceae. The record is from the annotation of a GenBank genome assembly.